This is a messenger RNA of Syngnathus typhle (broad-nosed pipefish), 4572 nucleotides long. RefSeq names its product L3MBTL histone methyl-lysine binding protein 1 (gene l3mbtl1). Gene Ontology annotation, molecular function: protein binding; zinc ion binding. The transcript is spliced from 22 exons. The record is from RefSeq and is a predicted model, not a curated record. Lineage: Eukaryota; Metazoa; Chordata; Actinopteri; Syngnathiformes; Syngnathidae. Gene Ontology annotation, cellular component: nucleus. Gene Ontology annotation, biological process: regulation of DNA-templated transcription. The coding region runs from base 156 to 2675 and encodes 839 amino acids.
CGCAGGAGAGCAGAGCUGGUAAGCCCAAAUUUUCACUUCUAAAAUUGCCACCGCCGCGAAUCAGCUCAAUUUUAGUGAUGGUCUGCGUGCAAGUGAGGUGCCGUCGUGAUCACAAUUGAUCUAAUCACUCCAAAUAAAAGCACAGGGCCACUACUAUGAGUGCCAAAGUAAACAUGGAGUGUCCGCCCAAAGAGCCCGACUGUGCCCCCGUGGCCCCGCCAGCCCUGCCCGCACCUUCGCCAGGCGAUCCCAUCCUUCUCUGCGGGGUGGAUAGCGUGGCCAAGAAGCCUCGGCCUCAGACGCACACCGCCACUGCUUUGCUCCUACCAGCUCCGGGCCAUCAAAAAGUGGAACUGGCACCAACCAUGGCAGUGGCAGACCCGAGUAAAGCAGGCAUGGCAACUGAGACAGUCAAGCCCGCUUUGACAGCACAAGUGGCAGGAGCUUGUAGCAUCGUCCACGUCCUGGAGUGGAAGGAAGGAAUGGCCAUCCUUCCAGGGAGUAACCUCAAGUUCUGUGUCAGUGAUGUAGGAGCCUUAAGUACACUGAUCACACCUGGGACCCCCAGCACCACCAAUGAACCUGCAGCAGGGACUUCUGGUAGACUGAUCAACGCAGAGCGCUCUCCACUGGACAAGCCAGAUAUGUCGCCUGUGGUCACAGUGCGCAGUGCAGGUGUGGAGCCAGAGAGUUUACUUCAGGUGAAACCGGAGGUCCAAAUGGGACUGGGCCAGCAGAACCAUGAUCCCAAAGCUCAGAAGAUUUACAAAGAAGAACUACGCAGAGAGCCUAUGGUAGAUAAGAGGAGUGUUGGAGUGGAGAAGGUCCCCGCUGGUGCAAGAGUCUCCUCUUUAAAUGUUGAUCAUCUGAAGCCCAUGAGGAAGAGGAAGAGAAAGGAAUGUCUGGGGCCCUCUGAUGAAGACUCUGACAUGGAGGGCAUGGAGGACAAAAUGGAAGAUCUAAAAGCAGAUGGCAGAUACAUCAGAGGGGGAGACAUGAAGACGGAACCCUGGACGUGGACCCAGUAUUUAGAGGAAACCAAAACUAUCGCUGCGCCCGACAAGCUUUUCCAAGAGACUCAGAGAGCGCCUGCAGUAAAGAAUGGCUUCAAACAGGGGAUGAAGCUGGAGGGCAUCGACCCACAGCACCCGUCGAUGUAUUUUGUCCUUACUGUGGCCGAGGUGUGUGGCUACCGCCUCCGCCUCCAUUUUGACGGCUACUCGGACUGCCACGACUUUUGGGUGAAUGCCAACUCGCCGGAUGUGCACCCUGCAGGCUGGUGCGAGAGCACAGGACACAAACUGCACACACCUAAAGGUUGUAAAGAAGAAGAGUUCACAUGGACCAACUACCUAAGAAUGACAAAAGCACAAGUGGCCCCCAAAGAGCUGUUUGCCAGUCCUGGAAGGAUGAACACCAAGUGUGACUUCGAGAUAGGGAUGAAACUUGAGGCAGUUGAUCGCAUGAACCCCUCCCUCAUCUGCGUAGCAACCAUCACCGAUGGGGUGGACGACCGCUUCCUGGUGCACUUUGACAAUUGGGACGACACAUACGACUACUGGUGUGAUGCUACCAGUCCAUACAUUCAUCCUAUUGGUUGGUGCCAGGAGAGAAAUCUGCCAUUAACACCACCCCAAGAUUAUCCCGACCAGGGAGCGUUUUCCUGGUCCCACUACUUACGUGAGACUUGUUCUAAGGCAGUCACAGCUGACUCAUUUAAAAUGCGCCCGGCCCACAACUUCCAGCCUCAGAUGAAACUGGAGGCUGUGGACAAGAGGAGUCCUGGUCUCAUCAGAGUGGCAACGGUGGAGGAAAUCGAGACUCACCGUAUCAAGAUCCACUAUGAUGGAUGGAGUCACAUCUAUGACGAGUGGAUGGACUCUGAUCACCCUGACAUCCAUCCAGCAGGCUGGUGCGAGGCCACAGGUCACCCGCUUAAACCCCCACCACAGGACGCCAAAACACAGCAGAUACACGGUCCAAGGGAGCCUCCCACUCUGGCCCAGUCCACUUUCCCUCCUUCUGUUCCCUGUAAGCCCAUCAGCCACACCAGAACCAACAAGUACAACUUUCACAACAGGAAGUGUCCAACUCCAGGUUGUGACGGUUCAGGUCACGUGACCGGUCGCUUCACAGCGCAUCACUGUGUUUCGGGUUGCCCGUUAGCUGAGCGCAACCAAGGCAGGCUUAAGGUGGAUCUGUCAGACUCUGAGAGUAAGAGGAGUCUCUUUUUUGGCCAGAGAACCAAGAAGACGCAUUAUCGUGGCAGGAUUGGACGUCCACCCAAAUAUAGGAAGAACCAGCAGAGAGACUAUCAGAACAUUUCAUCAGAGUGUGUGUAUCCAUCAUUGUUUGUGUCGGCUCUGAGCGGUCAGUCAGACCGCACUCUGUCCCUGUGCUGGGAGCAACACUGUAAACUUCUACCUGGCGUCCUGGGCAUUCCUGCCAGUCAGGUGGCGGCUUGGACUGUGGAGGAGGUCUUCAACUUUGUGCACAAUUUAAUUGGAUGUGAGGAUCAGGCCCGUCUCUUUAAAGAUGAGAUGAUUGACGGCGAGGCCUUCUUACUACUGACUCAGGCCGACAUUGUGAAGAUCAUGAGCAUCAAACUCGGCCCCGCCCUCAAGAUUUCCAAUGCCAUCCUUAUGUUCAAGAGCACGGACGAGGCUCUCAAAUGACUCGGUUUGGGGUUAGGAUGAGGAUUAUAGUGCAGUCAUCACGUGCCAAAAUCAUUGUGCAAGGCAAAGACCCCUUGCCUGAGCCCUUUUUGUGUGUUUUGUGUCCUGUGACCAUCAGGUGUACAAGUAGACUCAAAGGACAUUUUAGGAUGAAAGUGUCAGACACAAUAUGGAUACCAGGGUGAGUGAGUGAGCAGCAUAACGUUUUGGCUGAGGAAGAAUUGCAUCAUUCUUCUUAACUUUCCCCAAAAAACGAGUUCAUGUUCUGAUCGGUCGUAUCGAUGAUUUAAUGGCUGGCAAUGACUCAAAGAAGUGGAAAAAAUACUGUAACAAAUUGUAUUAGCGAACAAAAUAUCAACACUUUUUUAUCCAACAGCAGGAUCAGAAAUAUUACAAUGAGGCGAUUGAGUCCCCUCCAUACUUGAGUGGCAACAGUGCUUAGCACAAACCAUCAGAGGUUGCCAAUUACAUUCACAUACAUUUAACAUGGCACUGUUUAACAUUUCAUUCACAGUCCUGGAUUCAGCAAAUGAAAUGCACAAAUAGUGACCUUGCCCCAACACAUACAGUAAUACAAGCGCGAACAAAUAGAAGUACAUAAAUAGCAACAUUUUUGUGCCGUGUACUGUUAAAAGAAAAAAAAAAAUCAAGGACAAUUGCAUAUCAUUGAGUAAACCAGGACAACAAACAUUGCCUUGAGGGUAAAGUUCUGCAAUAAAAACUUAUUAAAUUUCCUCAAAAUAAUGUAUUUCUUUAUCACUUUAAGUAGAUGAGAAGAGGACCCUGUGCAUAUUGAAUAAAUCAUUUCAGUGUCAUUUCCAGCUGAAAAAUUCCCAUUCUGUCAAAAAACACCUCUUCAGCUAAAACUUUGGCCGUUGUGGGAAUUUCAUUGAAGAAAACAGCUUUUUCCAAUUUUUUUAUUGCAACAUGAAAUCCACAGAUCAGCUGGAGAGAACUUGGAUUUCUAAAUCGCACAACUAUUUACUUAAUUCAGCCCCAUUCACAAAAGCACAAUCGGUGUUGCCAUCUUAGCAGUUUGGUUGACAUAUUUACCGAUUUUUAUGACGACUGCUGUAGCAACUAUUUUUCCAAAAAGCAAACCCCGUACCCCAUUUUGAGAACCAGUGACUUAUGUGUUGUUAACAUUUCUGCUGAUUACUGUUACAGCCCAAAUGAGCUAUUGGUAAAGGGAAUAUUGAUGCGACCCAAAUUAAAAACAACAAUGUCACACAACAUGGUAAGUAAAUAGGAUUUGUUAAAAUUGAAAUGAAAAUAACAUGGAGAAGUUUCAAUGUAGUGUAAAAAUGAAGCGUGUGGUCCGUGAUUAAACGACAAUGCAUAAACUAGGCCGGCCGUUGAAGCUCUACGAAGCUUCUUUUCUGUGCAAUAAUAACAAUACAAAAUAUAUAUAUAUUAUAAUUGUAUUUGAAAAAAAAAAAUCAGUCUGUGAGCUCUGAAAGUUUGUGACUGAUGUAUUUUUCAGGAUUUCUUUACUAUUUGCCUUCUUUUCUGUGUUUUGUGCCUCAAAUGUGUUGCACUUGGAGUUACCACAAAAAAAAAAACUGUAUAGGAGCUCAGUAAUAAUUCUGAAUCUAAAUGUUAUAACUUUAACUGCAUUGUUUUUAUGCAACAAAUUUUAUUUGUGGAUGCAUUGCCAUUGGAGCACAACUGUGAACCCCAAAUGGGAUAUAAGAGUGUUUUAAAUAACUAUGAACAAGUUUACAUUUGUGUGUUCUUUGACAGGUUUACACUUGUGUCAUUGUCAUGAUAGGAUUUUGUGCGUUAUUUCACUGGAAUGUCUUAAGGGCUCUUGGCUUUGUCUUUCUCUCUGGUACGUGUGCGUGUGCUAAAAUGAUGUUGAAUAACAAAUGUCAUUCAAAUAAAUGUCCAAACUUGA